This is a messenger RNA of Prunus persica (peach), 940 nucleotides long. Its product is annotated as threonine dehydratase biosynthetic, chloroplastic-like. The transcript is spliced from 2 exons. The record is from RefSeq and is a predicted model, not a curated record. NCBI's taxonomy places the organism in Eukaryota, Viridiplantae, Streptophyta, Magnoliopsida, Rosales, Rosaceae. The coding region runs from base 28 to 495 and encodes 155 amino acids. Gene Ontology annotation, molecular function: threonine deaminase activity. Gene Ontology annotation, biological process: L-threonine catabolic process.
UCAUUCAAGCUUCGGGGAGCUUAUAACAUGAUGCCAAAGCUUCCGAGGGAGCAACUGGAUCGAGGGGUUAUUUGCUCCUCAACUGGAAACCAUGCCCAAGGAGUAGCCUUGGCUGCUAAGGAGUUGAAUUGCAGUGCUGUGAUUGCAAUGCCUGUAACCACACCAGAAAUUAAGUGGAAAUCUGUUGAGAGAUUGGGCGCCACGGUUAUUCUUAUAGGGGAUUCCUAUGAUGAGGCUCAAACUUAUGCUAAGAAGCAGGCUCAAGAGGAGGGAAGGAGCUUCAUACCUCCUUUUGAUCACCCAGAUGUUAUUAUCGGACAAGGAACGGUUGGGAUGGAAAUUAUGCGUCAAACAAAGAGUUCUUUCAUCUUUCGCGCGUUAUUAUUCAUAUUUGCCCAAGAGUUCUUUCAUCUUGUCCCGAGAAAACCCUUUCUCCCAAGCUUUUGUUUUUCAGCUCUGUUGGAGUUUCAAGGGAGGACCUUGCUAGAUCUGUGACUGCUAAUCCAUGUCUCUUGAUAGUAAGCUUGAGGGAACGGAUUGUGCACACUUUAUUUUUACUUUUUAUUUUGAAGUUUAUUUAUUUUUUUAAUUUAUUUAUUUUUUCACUUUUUUCAGUUUUUUUCUUCAUACUCGAAAGGACCCUAUUACCCCUCAUUUUGACGGACAAAUUGUUAGAGUUGGACGGUAGGAUCCUGCAACUAUUUGUCCAGUUAAAGGAUGUAAUUGAAAAAAAAAAAGUUCAUGGACACAAUUGCAACUGGGGGCCAAGUUCAGGGACGUCUACAGUAAAUAAUCCUUAUCUAUCGAUUUUUUAUUCUCAAUUUACAUUUUGGUCCCUCAAUUAAAUUAUUCAUUCAAAUGGUUCAUCAACUCUAUAUUAUUCGCUUCAUUGGUCCUACCGUUACAUUUUGUCAAUAUUUAUGUUAAAUAUGAGGGCAAA